Molecule: messenger RNA, 1263 nt
Organism: Oldenlandia corymbosa var. corymbosa
Lineage: Eukaryota; Viridiplantae; Streptophyta; Magnoliopsida; Gentianales; Rubiaceae
Source: the annotation of a GenBank genome assembly
AUGUUGAAUGAGCCACUGAUUAAUUCUGAUGAUGAACCACAGCAGCACCCACUUUCGUUUCCACCAUAUCUGCUUGCAUAUCUCUAUGUUGGCCAUUUUUUAGCCAGAUGGGGUGCCAGAAUGUGGGAGUUCUCAGUUGGGCUGUACAUGAUCAAUGUGUGGCCAGAUUCAUUGCUCCUUGCCGCCGCUUAUGGUGUGGUGGAAUCCGGAUCCACUGCUCUGUUCGGCCCUUUUGUUGGCCAAUGGGUUGAUAACUUCACCUACGUCAAGGUUGUCAGGCUUUGGUUACUAAGCCAGAAUCUGUCUUUCGUGAUCGCCGGAGUCACUGUGAUUGCACUUCUGGUGUUUGAGGACAUGCUGUCCCUCAAAUCCCCCGCUUUUAUAUCCUUGGUCCUUCUCAUCAACCUUUCUGGAGCUGUUGCUGUGCUUUCCACGCUCGCUGGUACCAUCCUGGUGGAAAGAGAAUGGGUAGUUGUGAUAGCAGAAGGGCAGCCGCCCGGAACCUUAACCAAGAUGAACUCAAUGAUCCGGCGAAUCGAUCUGUCCUGCAAGUUAUUCGGUCCCGUGCUUACCGGAUUCGUCAUCAGCUUCGUGUCUCUCACAGCAUCAGCCUUGAUUCUGGCCCUGUGGAAUCUCAUCUCUGUUUGCUUCCAAUAUUGGCUUCUCAUGUCUGUGUACAAUGGGAUUCCAGCAUUGAGUGAAAGCAGUCAUAAGCGGCUUCAAAGACGACGUGACAAUGAGGCACCAAAUGACGUCCCUAAUGAUCACCAAAGAAGUGGUGGAAAUCAAAACUCGUAUUUCAGUGCAUGGAGAGUUUACUUGGAGCAGGAUGUGGUUUUGGCAGGGAUGGCUCUUGCUUUGCUCUAUUUUACAGUCCUAAGUUUUGGAACCCUGAUGACUGCUGCGUUGGAAUGGGAAGGCGUACCAGCGUACAUCAUCGGAAUUGCAAGGGGAAUAAGCGCCACGAUCGGGAUCGGGGCCACAUUUUUGUACCCACUUCUGGAGUCUCGCAUCUCAACACUGCGCACGGGCCUUUGGUCCAUUUGGUCUCAGUGGAGUUGCCUAUUGGUGUGCGUAGCUUCGAUUUGGGUACAAAACAGAAGAGGAGCAGCAUACAUGCUGAUGGGGGAGUGGCUCUGUCACGUCUCGGACUUUGGAUGUUUGAUUUAUCCGUCAUCCAGCAAAUGCAAGAUCAAGUACCAGAAUGUGAUCGGUGCGUGGUUGGAGGGGUACAAAACUCCCUGCAAUCUGCUCUGGAUUUGA